GGCCGGGGUCGUGCUCCGGCGGCGGCAGGAAGGAGGCUGCAGCAAGGGGAGUGCGGCGCGUGCGGGGGCUGCAGGGACCCCCGUCCCGGCUGAGCAUCGGAAGCCCCUGCCCCGGGCAGAGGCUGCAGGAUCAUCACACUGAGACUUCCAAGUUCUCAUCUUCCGUCCUCUUCCUGCAUUGCCCCGUGAAGAUAGACAUGGCCAGGGUGGUCAGAAUGUUUAAAACCUUCAAGACUCACUGGAAGAAAACCACAGUUGGGGUCUGCUUGCUCACCUGGGGAGGAAACUGGCUCUAUGGAAAACAUUGUGAUAACCUGCUAAGGAGAGCUGCAUGCCAGGAAGCCCAGGUGUUUGGCAACCAGUUGAUUCCUUCCAACAUGCAGGUGAAGAAAGCAACAGUUUUUCUCAAUCCAGCAGCUUGCAAAGGAAAAGCAAGAAACCUUUUUGAAAAGAAUGCCGCCCCAAUUUUACAUUUAUCUGGCUUGGAUAUAACCAUAGUUAAGACAGAUUACGAAGGACAAGCAAAAAAGCUGCUGGAAUUGAUGGAAAAUACGGACCUGAUCAUUAUUGCAGGAGGGGAUGGAACUGUACAGGAGGUCAUAACCGGACUCCUCCGCAGAGCAGAUGAGGCCACCUUCAGUAAGAUUCCUAUUGGAUUCAUUCCCCUUGGAAAGUCCAGUACCCUGAGCCAAACUCUCUACCCUGGAAGCUUAAACCAAGUCCAACACAUUGCUGAUGCUACGUUGGCCAUUCUGAAGGGAGAGACAGUUCCACUUGAUGUACUGGAGAUCAAGGGAGAGAAGGAGCAGCCAGUGUUUGCAGUGACUGGAUUAAGAUGGGGAUCCUACAGAGACGCAGGAGUUAAAGUUAGCAAAUACUGGUACCUCGGGCCUCUAAAAACCAAAGCAGCUCACUUUUUCAGUACAAUGAAGGAAUGGCCUCAGAAACAUCAAGCUUCCCUUACGUAUUUGGGCCCAACCAAGAGACCUCCUGAGGAGCCGGAAGAGAAGCCAUCCAGACCCCCUUUGUAUGUGAGGAUUUACAGAAGGCUUUCACUGUACUGGGCAUCUCCCCAAAAGGAAAUCCCCCAGGAGGCGACCUUGGAGGCAUGGGAAGAAAUGCAGCUGUCCACCAUUGAACUCUCCAUCACAACUCAGAACAGGCAGCUUGACCUGACACGCACAGAAGACUUCUUGAAUAUUUGCAUUGAACCAGAUUCAGUCGGCAAGGGAGACUUCAUAAAUAGGGGAAGUCAAAAGAUGUGUGACCCCCAGUUGUGCCCUGAAGGAAGUCAGUGUGUCCAGGCCAGCAGAUGCAUCUUGCAGCUUCCAGAGGGCACAGAGGGCUCCUUUGGCAUAGACAGCGAGGAGUAUGAGGCCAUGCCUGUGGAAGUGAAGCUGUUACCCCGGAAGCUCCAAUUCUUCUGUGACCCCAGAAGGAGAAAACAGAUUCUCCAGCCAGCAGUGCAGUCAGAAGUCACCUCAGAGGGACCAAUCUCAUCAGGAUCUUCAGGGUCACUCAGGCGAGCGCUAACCUGAUUAACGCCAUCGAGUCAUUAGUUACUUGGCCAGUAAACACACAAGGUAUUGGCACCUUGGUGGGAACUGCUCACUUGGCAAGUACCAAAGAGGUAAAAAGUGUACAUUUGACUCUGAGAAACAGAUUAAGUUAGUGAUGUCUUUUUUUUUUAAAGAAGCCGUCACUGUUCCAUGUACGAUACUACAGGUGAGUGCUGUAAGACAGAUGCUGCUACCGUUCUACUGCAAGUCUGUAUUAAAGUGGAAUGAAAACACA
This is a messenger RNA of Malaclemys terrapin pileata, 1794 nucleotides long. It is a transcript of the gene AGK, whose product is annotated as acylglycerol kinase. Gene Ontology annotation, cellular component: mitochondrion; TIM22 mitochondrial import inner membrane insertion complex. The record is from RefSeq and is a predicted model, not a curated record. Gene Ontology annotation, biological process: ceramide biosynthetic process; protein insertion into mitochondrial inner membrane. NCBI's taxonomy places the organism in Eukaryota, Metazoa, Chordata, Testudines, Emydidae. Gene Ontology annotation, molecular function: acylglycerol kinase activity; ATP-dependent diacylglycerol kinase activity; ceramide kinase activity. Bases 198 to 1538 code for a protein of 446 amino acids. The transcript is spliced from 16 exons.